Molecule: messenger RNA, 1385 nt
Organism: Cicer arietinum (chickpea)
Lineage: Eukaryota; Viridiplantae; Streptophyta; Magnoliopsida; Fabales; Fabaceae
Product: WAT1-related protein At1g25270-like
Cellular component (GO): membrane
Molecular function (GO): transmembrane transporter activity
Source: RefSeq, a predicted model, not a curated record
CUUAUAUUUAUUACAUUUUUACAUUCUAUUCUCUCUUAACUUCAAUUUCAACAUAGUUUCUCUUUUUAUAUAUCGUCGUCAUGAAGGAUAUAUGUAAUGUAGUUCAGGAUUUGAAACCUACUUUGUUAAUGGUUGUGGUGCAAAUAGCAUUUGCUAUUGUUAAUAUUCUCUACAAGCUUGCUGUUAACGAUGGCAUGAACUUGAGGAUCGUUGUUGCCUAUCGUUAUAUCUUCUCAACUGCUUUCAUUGCUCCACUUGCUUUCUUUCUUGAAAGGAAGAAGAGGACAAAGAUGAGUUGGAUGAUACUGUUUCAGUCUUUUCUAUGCGGUUUGUUUGGAGGAGCAUUAGCUCAAAAUUUCUAUUUGGAGGCCUUGGCUUUAACUUCAGCAACAUAUGCAUCCGCAAUGGCCAACCUUAUACCAGCUGUAACAUUUAUCAUGGCCCUUUCCUUAGGCAUGGAAAAAUUAAAUUUGAGAACGAAAGCAGGGAAGGCAAAGAUAAUAGGGACACUAAUUGGAAUUGGCGGGGCAAUGGUCCUUACUUUCGUUAAAGGUGUUGAAAUCAAGAUGGGAUCAUUUCACUUAAACCUUUUGCAUCAUCAAAACGGUGUCGUUUCGCACCCACACGUUACUAUCUCUAGUGGUAAAACCUUUUUAGGUUCUCUCUGUGCAUUGGCUAGUAGCAUCUCUUAUGCAUUGUGGCUUAUUAUUCAGGCAAAGAUGAGUGAAAGAUACCCGACACAUUACUCAAGUACAGCGUUGAUGUCUUUUUGGGGGUCAUUGCUUUGUAUUGUAUUUGCUCUCUGCUUUGAGAGGGAUUGGAAUCAGUGGAAAUUGGGUUGGAAUAUUAGGCUACUAACUGUUACUUAUGCGGGUAUAGUGGUUUCAGGAGCAAUGGUGGCUGUAGUUUCAUGGUGUGUGCACUUGAGAGGUCCACUCUUUGCCUCUGUUUUUAGCCCUCUAAUGCUGGUUAUCGUGGCAUUGGUCAGUUGUACCAUGUUGAAUGAAAAGCUACACCUUGGAAGCAUCAUUGGAGCAGUGUUAAUAGUAUGUGGCUUGUAUGCGGUUGUAUGGGGUAAAAGUAAAGAGAUGAAAAAGAAGAAUCAAUUAGUGCCAUCACAAAGUCAACAUGAAUUUGACACAGUUGAAAUAGUUGUGAAGUCUCUCGGAGAAGAUAAAAACAAUGGUCAAGCUAAUAAUGUUCAAGUGGUUAAGGAUAAUGAAGGUUCACCGGCAGAGAAACACGAAGAGCAAAGUGAAAAUGAAAAUGUACAAAAUAAAGAAAAAGUAGGUGGAGGAGAAGAAAAUGCUUGUAAUAUCUAAUAUGAUAAUUAUGUAUUUCGAUUAUAAAUAUAAACAAAAGUUAGUGUGCAUUUGAUUUAAAAA